UCUCCUUUCUUCUAGAUAGAAGCAGAUUCUGUGAUGUCUUCAAAAAAUUCCAGUACUUCUGGUGUAUCGCUUGAGGAGUUUUUAAAUAUCAUAAGGAAAAAGAAGGAAGUUCAACUAUAUCACAAUGAGAUAAGACACAUCUUCACAGCUUUUGACAUACACUAUCGUGGAUUUUUAACUUUGGAAGAUUUCCAAAGAGCCUUCAGGCUUGUGGCUCCCAAAUUACCUGAAAGGACUGUUCUCGAGGUAUUCAGACUUCUAUUGAGCAUUGCUAUUGCUGGGCCUCAGGCAUACCAAGUUGAACUCCAGAAGAGCCUGGGCAUGUCUCUGAGGACUCAGAACUUCAAGAAGCAUGUGCUUCCCAGGAAGUAGAUCAAGACUCAGAUGGUCUCGUCAGCUUUAGAGACUUCGAAUAUGCUAUGAAGAAUGGACAAAAUGAAGCCCAACCGUCGAGAUCUACUUUUGGCAAUUCCGGGGAGGGCUGUAAAUUGUAAUGUAUUUAAAGGUCAAACAGACCUUGCCCUUGUGACUUUGUGAUCUGCAUACUUGUGAUUAAACUCCUAAUCAUAAUUCCUGGAUGCUGAUAAUAUACUUGGGCUUGGAAUUCCAGAGGUGGUUGUGUGUACCAGUCUCCCUCUGUGUGGCUAGCAGCCCCGAGUCAGGUGCCGCUGCUGGCCCUGCCACUCAGCCGUCCCCCACCUCUCUUGCCACUCCACACUGCAGGUUGCAAUGCUCCACUCCCUUGGCCAUGCACCACUUCAGGUCCCUGGUUCCCAUCAGCUCCCAAGGUCUGGCAAGGGGCAGCUUUUCCCACCAAUGGUGCCAGUUGCCUUCAUUCAUUCCACUUUGGUUGAAUGAACAAUAGCAUCGAAGUGUCCCGCUUGCCUACUGUGUUCCAAACACUGAGCGAGGCAUUAGGGAAACAAAGAGGUAAGGCUUCUCUAAGUUCACGUACCCAGAAUCUAGAUCCACACUGCACUGGUGCUGGCUGUGCAAGACAAAUCAGGUGGACUUCCACAAGGUGGCCCUGUCCACAUCAUACAAGGGAGAACAGCACGCACUAGGGGUCCUGGGGACACAGAUGUGAUUGUAGAAGCUCUUUGGGUGGCCUGAGCCUGGGCUUCCUGAUACACAGAAGCAAAACCUGGCCUGCCCAGUUGCCCCUGGUACACACUUCUGGUUCCGGUGGUUCUGCCCUGCACCAGAGCCUUGGCCAGCUGGGCUCACAGUCUCCACGGUCUCCCAUCCCCCUGGGCUCCAGGGAUGCCAUCCUGGAGCAAAAACUGCACCACUGGACAUACAGCAUUUAUUAAAAUAAUUCAAAAAUAAUGGUAUCAAUACUAAUAUUUUAUUUGUUCCUAGAAUUCACUACAAUAAUAUUUGUAAAACAAACAAUUCAUAUUUUUUAAAAUAAUUUAUAUUUUUAAAGUAUUAAAUAAUUAAAGGCCAAGUAAAAUGUAGAUUUUUAAAACAAAAACAUUAAACAAGUUUCAUUCUUAUACAAUUAUUUGCAGAUAAUUUUAAUAAAGUUUUAAAAUUGUGAUAAUCCUGAGAUGCCUAAGGAAGCCUACAGCCAAGGGUCAUUUGAUAUUCUGCAUGGGGUCCUGGAAUGGAAACAAGGACAUUAGGUAAAAGCAAAUCAAGUGUGGACUUCAGCUACUAUUAAUGUAUUGACAUUGGUUCAUUAGUAGUGACAAAUGUAUCAAACUCAUAUAAAAUAUUAUAAUGGGAAACUGGGUGAGGGGUGUAUGAGAUCUCUGUAUCAUUUUCUCAGUUUUUCUAUGAAUCAAAAACUAUUCCAAAACUGAAUUUUGUUUAAAAAAUAAAGACUUAUUCAAAAAUUAAUAAACUGAACUUUACCUAAAA
Molecule: messenger RNA, 1866 nt
Organism: Ictidomys tridecemlineatus (thirteen-lined ground squirrel)
Lineage: Eukaryota; Metazoa; Chordata; Mammalia; Rodentia; Sciuridae
Source: RefSeq, a predicted model, not a curated record